Xenopus laevis (African clawed frog) is the source of this 4263-nucleotide messenger RNA. It is a transcript of the gene kat2b.L, whose product is annotated as histone acetyltransferase KAT2B. The coding region runs from base 266 to 2716 and encodes 816 amino acids. The transcript has 18 exons. The record is from RefSeq and is a predicted model, not a curated record. Lineage: Eukaryota; Metazoa; Chordata; Amphibia; Anura; Pipidae.
AGCGGCAGAGAAAAGAGCAGCUGAGGAGGAAGGUCUGGGAAGGAGGAGGAGUGUGAGAGGAGGAGGAGGCGGUAGUUGUAGAGGAGGAGGAGGAGGAGGAGGAGGGGAGUGCUGGUGGGAGAGGAGGAGGAGGAGAUGUGCCUGUGCUGCUGCCUCCCUGCUGGGGGGAGCGGCUGUAGAUCUCGUCACCUCGGCCAGGGAUCUGUAGACCGGAGGAGGGUAGAGGGGGUUUCUCCUCCCCGGGCAGGGUCCAAGGGCUUGUGCGAUGUCUGAGGCAGCUUCGGGCGGAGGGACGAUGGUGUGUGUAGCCGCUUCUGGGAGCAGCGCAUUACCUCAGGGAUCCCCGGCCGUAGUGGCUUCAGCCGCCCCAGGAGCAGCCCGGGGAGCCGAGAGCCCAGCAGCAGCUGCCGGGGGAGGAGGUGUUGGAUCGGCGCCGCUCAGGAUCGCUGCCAAGAAGGGUCAGUUGCGCUCAGCUCCCUGGGCCAAGAAACUGGAGAAACUCGGAGUGUACUCUGCCUGCAAGGCGGAUGAAACUUGUAAGUGCAAUGGCUGGAAAAACCCAAACCCUCCUCCAACACCCCCUAGGAUGGAUCUCCAGCAGACAGUUGUCAGCCUCGCUGAGCCAUGUCGAAGCUGUGGCCAUCCACUUGCUGCGCAUGUAUCUCAUUUGGAGAAUGUGUCAGAAGAAGAAAUGAACCGGCUCCUGGGGAUUGUAUUAGAUAUUGAAUAUUUGUUCACUUGUGUGCAUAAAGAGGAAGAUGCUGAUACCAAACAAGUUUAUUUCUACCUAUUUAAGCUUUUGAGGAAGUGUAUCCUGCAAAUGGUGAAACCUGCAGUGGAAGGAUCAUUGGGUUCCCCACCAUUUGAGAAGCCCAGUAUUGAGCAGGGUGUAAAUAAUUUUGUGCAGUACAAGUUCAGCCAUUUGCCUUCAAAAGAAAGACAGACCAUUAUAGAGCUGGCUAAAAUGUUCCUGAAACGCAUAAACUACUGGCAUCUGGAAACUCCAUCCCAGCGAAGACUAAGGUCACCAAAUGAUGAUGUUGCUGAAUAUAAGGAGAACUAUACAAGGUGGCUGUGUUAUUGUAAUGUCCCGCAGUUCUGUGACAGUUUGAAUCGAUAUGAAACAACACAGGUAUUCGGGAGGACCCUGCUUCGCUCCAACUUCACUGUGAUGCGGCGGCAGUUACUGGAACAGGCCAGGCAGGAGAAAGAUAAACUUCCGCAGGAGAAGCGAACGUUGAUCCUGACCCAUUUCCCUAAGUUCUUAUCUAUGCUGGAGGAAGAGGUUUACAGUUCCAAUUCUCCAAUAUGGGAUGAAGAUUAUAUGUCAACAUCAUCCCAGACUAAUGAUCUUGGAAUUCAAGCAGUUAUCAGCACACCCCCUGUCGCUAGGUCUGUUGCUUAUGCUGCAAGCCCUUCACCAUUGGAGCAGUCCAGCAGUGGGAACCUGAGUCCAUCUGGAAAACCAGCUUGUGCCCUUGAAACAAACUUAGGUGAUAAAAGAAAAAGCAGUGAGCCAUUUGCUGCAGAAGAUGCUAAAAAGCCCAGAGUUGUAGGAGACAUUCCAAUUGAGUUGGUCAAUGAAGUCAUGUCUACAAUAACAGACCCUACUGCCAUGCUUGGACCGGAAACAAGCUUCUUGUCGGCCAUUUCAGCCAGAGAUGAAGCAGCCAGACUGGAGGAACGCAGGGGUGUCAUUGAGUUCCAUGUGGUUGGGAAUUCUUUAAAUCAGAAGCCCAACAAGAAGAUCAUGAUUUGGCUUGUUGGGUUACAAAAUGUUUUCUCUCAUCAGCUACCUAGAAUGCCCAAGGAAUACAUCACACGGCUUGUUUUUGAUCCAAAACACAAAACUCUUGCUCUCAUCAAAGACGGGCGUGUCAUUGGUGGGAUUUGUUUCCGAAUGUUUCCAACCCAGGGCUUUACGGAAAUUGUCUUCUGUGCUGUAACAUCAAAUGAGCAAGUGAAGGGCUAUGGAACCCAUUUAAUGAAUCAUCUCAAGGAGUACCACAUUAAGCAUAAUGUGCUGAAUUUCCUUACAUAUGCAGAUGAGUAUGCUAUAGGCUACUUCAAAAAACAGGGUUUUUCUAAAGAUAUUAAAGUGCCUAAAGCCAGAUAUGUUGGGUACAUCAAGGAUUAUGAAGGAGCUACCUUAAUGGGGUGUGAAUUGAAUCCCAAAAUUCCAUACACUGAAUUCUCUGUCAUCAUAAAGAAACAGAAAGAGAUUAUUAAAAAGAUUAUUGAGCGAAAGCAAGCACAAAUUCGAAAAGUAUACCCUGGACUCUCCUGCUUUAAGGAAGGAGUGCGGCAGAUUCCCAUUGAAAGCAUUCCUGGGAUAAGAGAAACUGGUUGGAAGCCCAGCAUAAAAGAAAGAAGUAAAGAGCCCAAAGAUCCAGAUCAACUUUACAACAUAUUAAAAACCAUCCUUCAACAGGUAAAGAGUCAUCAAAGUGCCUGGCCCUUCAUGGAACCUGUAAAGAGAACAGAAGCGCCUGGCUAUUAUGAAGUGAUACGAUUUCCCAUGGAUCUCAAAACCAUGAGCGAGAGAGUGAAGAACAAGUACUAUGUGACCAAGAAACUGUUCAUGGCUGACCUGCAGCGCAUCUUCACAAACUGCAGAGAGUACAAUCCACCCGAAAGCGAAUACUUCAAAUGCGCAAAUAUUCUGGAGAAAUUCUUUUAUUCCAAAAUUAAGGAAGCUGGGCUAAUAGACAAAUGAGAAGCCAUUCUAUUAGCCACUGUGCCUCUUAAUAUUGGCUGGCCUACUGUUUAGUGCACUUGAUUUAUACAUUUGCACUCCUUUCAAAAACCUACUAAUCCUCAUAAUCGUAUUUUCUUUUACAGUGCAGAGCAUACUGUUUCUUGCCUAAAGAAAACAAAUAGCAGCGUUUUAUUGUUUUUUCCCGUUGUCUGUACUGGAGAUGGACAUUUUAUUUUAUUUUUUAAAGUUUAUUUUCUAUAGAAAAGGUGCUUGAAAUUCUUAGGACUUGUGUGUGUGUGUGUGUCUAUGUAUAUUGUGUAUGUAUAUAUAAAUGUAUGUAUAUACAGACACACAAUAUUAUAGACAUGCAAACAUUAAAAGGUCCUGAUGCGCUGUUUUGUAUAUUUAGAGGUGUUUUGUAUUAUAAUGUAAAGUUACAUUAAUUGUAAAACCACUGAUCUUACAAGGUUAUUUUCCAGUGGUUCUAUAAUUGAUUAUAUCUGCUUAUGCCGGACAUAAGUUGAAAUCAUAAUCUGAUGUUACCGUGUACACAAAGACACUAAUGCUUGGCUUGCAGAGGUUAGAGUUUUACUAAUAAUGCAGUUAUUUUAUACAUGACUAUUUUAAGAAUGACAUUUCCGUAGUAUUAAUGUUGUUGUUGUACCUGUAACACAUUUCCCCUAUCUUUAAUAUAUAUAUAUAUAGUCUAGGGUACAGUAUAUUUCUACCGAAGCACGGAUUUAGUAGGGGAGGUACGUGGAAAACACAUUUAUCCUGGUCUACAAAUAGGUUUUAUGUCUUUUAAACCAGCAGUUUGGGUAAAGAUACUUCACAUUUUAAAGCCUCUAUUCAUGUGUGAUCGAUAUCACUAAUUUUGCAGCUUUCAUACAUACAUAUAAUUCUAACCUUUUUAAAUGUACUGUAAAAUAGGCCCACUGGGACUAUGCCAUAUCAGGAUAUAAUUUAAAGAUAAUGUAGGAAAUCCCCACAAUAUCUAUACAUUGCAGCCUGUGCCCAUUGGCUGCUGAAAUAAGGUUUUUUAGAAAUUAAAAUUCACUUGUUUUCUAGUUAGAAACUACAGUUAUGUAUAUAUAAGAAAUAUGCUUCCGUAGUAUGCACUUGAAAAAAAAAAAAAACGUUAAUUUGAAAAUAGUCUUUUUUUAUUGGUAUUGUAAUGUUAUAAAGUGAAGAAAUGGUUUGGAUCCUGGUAGGAAAAUAUUCCAUAUAAAUAUAUCUUCCAUUUAUAAUAGUAUACAAGGACAGAGCCUUCAGUAUCUGGACAGUUGCAUUUAAAAUAUAUAAGCUAGCUGUAGUUUUUCUAUCUUUAGGGCACAUUUCAUAUUUGCAAUUGUAGCCAGUGGCCGGUAAAUUUGCUGUGGCUAAUGGGAAGCAGUAGAUACUAUUGGUUGUACAUAAGAAAGCUUAUGGCAGACAGGCAUGUGCUAUCACCAUGUCCAGUGGGAAUGAUCUUGUAUUGAUGGCUGGGUUGUUAUUCCUCCCCUAUGUAUAGAUGAAUCCAUCGAGAUCUCACAUUUUGUUGCACCAUGUUGACUUCUUUUUGUAGU